This is a messenger RNA of Suillus subaureus, 234 nucleotides long. RefSeq lists its product as uncharacterized. NCBI's taxonomy places the organism in Eukaryota, Fungi, Basidiomycota, Agaricomycetes, Boletales, Suillaceae. The transcript has a single exon. The annotation marks the transcript as partial. The record is from RefSeq and is a predicted model, not a curated record.
GUUGAAUUCCAAUGGCACCUCUCACAUCAAUUUUUGAUUGCACUUGACUUAUACCUUCAAAUCAGAUGGGUCGUAGCUUCACUUGUAGCCAAAUCACUCCGACACAACUCACCUGACUGGCGCCUCAAACAUGCAUGUCCGGCAUGCACUUACAUGCUAACUGAUGAAAACCAGCUACACUUCAAGAUUCUAUACACUAUGGAUGGGAAUGAUUUGUUAAAAUGUAUUCUAUGA